Messenger RNA from Stegastes partitus (bicolor damselfish), 5116 nucleotides. RefSeq names its product terminal nucleotidyltransferase 5Aa (gene tent5aa). Gene Ontology annotation, molecular function: poly(A) RNA polymerase activity; RNA binding. The coding region runs from base 728 to 1933 and encodes 401 amino acids. Gene Ontology annotation, biological process: mRNA stabilization. The record is from RefSeq and is a predicted model, not a curated record. NCBI's taxonomy places the organism in Eukaryota, Metazoa, Chordata, Actinopteri, Pomacentridae. The transcript has 2 exons.
GACCCGAGGAAAGCAAGCUGGAUUUCCUGAGCACACACAAGUUGCAUUAACGGGAUUAUCUCUUGGCAGCGGGACGAGAAAUUCAAAUUAUGUAGGAGCCGUGCGUAAAAGUCCACAACACACCUCUGAGGGGCUGAUCGUCGGAGGGAGGAUUGUGCCAAAGCGCGACUUGAGGAGAGAGCGUAUUCAUGCAAAUUCAUAAAAUCAUAGGCGUGCCUUUGGGCGAUGGAGUCACAGCCGGAAAAGCAAACCCCCUCCUGGAUCAUCAGCGAGCUUCAAAGACUGUGAUGCGCGGCGCUCGGACGCAUUGACAGCACCACCGGGUCAAAUGUUUUAAAGGCGCAGAGAAAGAGAAGAGAAAGUUAGGGCUCGUUCUUCUACACGGUUCUGUUCACUGGCUGCACUUUUUCCCUCAACUCAACCACCAGCUCGACUGCUGCGCCACUGUUCCGCUGGAUCUCCAAUCCAAAGGCUUAUUGCGCAAACUGCCACGCACUGCCGUUACUAAUACUAUUAGCUUUGGGUUUAUUUUUUUCUUAUUUUUACAUGUUUGCAGUCAGUUCGGAACACUUUAAAUACUAAGGGCCCUGAUGUGGAUGAAGUUACAGCCCUCUUACUUUACAGAAUUUGUGCGUAAAGACGCUGAACACUGAUUUGUUCCUAUUUCGAGAAAACAAUUUCAUUUUUUAUUUUAUUUUUUUUUAAUUGUUGAGGACCUUUCUCCACCAUGUCAGAGGACGACAGCAGUUCCACUAUCAGCCUUAUGUCUGAAACAGACGGUACCAACGUCAGUGUUCUCAGCUGGGAGCAAGUGCAGCGGCUGGACGCCAUUCUAACCGAGACCAUCCCGAUCCACGGCCGGGGAAACUUCCCCACGCUGGAGAUGCAGCCGCGGCAGAUUGUCAAAGUAGUGCGGAGUCGGAUGGAGGAGAAACAGAUCCACGUCCGGGACGUUCGGUUAAACGGCUCGGCAGCCAGUCACAUUCUGCACGAGGAUAGUGGACUGGGCUACAAGGACCUCGACCUCAUAUUUUGCGCAAAUAUGAAAGGUGAAAGUGACUUCCAGACUGUGAAGGACAUAGUUUUGGACUGCCUCCUGGAUUUUUUACCCGACUGUGUGAAUAAAGAGAAAAUAACUCCUUUAACGUUAAAGGAGGCCUAUGUGCAAAAGAUGGUGAAGGUGUGCAAUGACUCAGACCGCUGGAGUCUCAUCUCCCUCUCUAACAACCGGGGGAAGAAUGUGGAGCUGAAGUUUGUGGAUUCCCUUCGGCGGCAGUUUGAGUUCAGUGUGGACUCCUUUCAGAUCAAACUGGACUCCCUGCUGCUGUUCUACGAGUGCUCAGAGAACCCCAUGGCCGAGACCUUCCACCCAACCAUCAUGGGCGAGAGUGUGUACGGAGACUUCAGCGAGGCCCUGGACCACCUACGUCACAAGGUCAUCUGCACCCGGAACCCGGAGGAGAUCCGAGGCGGGGGCCUCCUGAAGUACUGUCACCUCCUGGUGAGAGGUUUCCGGGCGGCGUCCGAGUCAGAGAUGAAGUCCCUGCAGCGCUACAUGUGCUCACGCUUCUUCAUUGACUUCCCUGACAUUGGUGAGCAGCAGCGCAAGCUGGAGUCCUACCUUCAAAACCACUUUGUGGGCCUUGAAGACCGCAAGUAUGACUACCUGAUGACCCUCCACGGAGUAGUGAAUGAGAGCACAGUGUGUCUGAUGGGGCACGAGAGGCGGCAGACCUUGGGGCUCAUAGCCAUGCUGGCAGUGCGCGUGCUUGCCGAGCAGAAUGUCAUCCCCAACGUGGCUAAUGUUACGUGUUACUACCAACCUGCUCCUUAUGUGGCAGAUGGUAACUUCAGUAACUACUACAUAGCACAGGUACAACCGGUGUUUGCUUGCCAGCAGCCUGCUUACUCCACCUGGCUGCCGUGUAACUGAUUCAGCCCCAAAGAAAGGAUGAGGAAGUGAGUCCGAUUGCUUUAAACAGGAGUGAGCGGCAUAGUCGCAGCCUCAAACCUGCCCAGUGCUAAACAGCUGACAGAAAAAGGAAUCCUCUGUUUAAUGUUUUGCAUCAAAGCUUCUGUUUUUGUUCAUACUUUGAGUAUGAAUGGUCAAUCAAGAACAGUUGGCGUUCACUUCAAGUACGUAUUUUAAUGUGAAUCUUUCACAUUUCUUGAAACGCCAACAUCUCUUGAUUCUGCCCAGGCCAACAAGGUUUGGAAAAGACUAAUUUAGGGAGCUUGGCAGCAAUGGCUAAAUGCAAAAGUGUGAUGGCCUUGAAUGCGAACAGCAGAACUGUCAUUAAGGCUGUACAAGACUGAUUCAAUCUGUCACGAACUCAUUAGCCAGCAUGUUCCAGCAGCAGCAGACCACAUGGCUGCAUCAGUGUCCUGAAGUUGACAGCUACUCCAGGCCAGCAUUCAGGGGUGUGUAGCUCUGUGACCACACACACACACACACACACACACACACACACGCACACACACACACACACGUACACGUACACACACACGUACACAUGCACGCACGCAUGCACGCACUCUGGGUGAAAUCAGAAACCAGAGGUCUGUGUGGGGCUGAAAAAUGAGCACCCUACAUUCUGCUUUCCAUCAGCUGAACCGAGGUGAGAUGCUGUUAUACUAGUUUGGGUAACAAUCCGGCAUCUCUGCCUUGCAUUUGGAUAUAAUUAUGGUUGUUUACAGACCAAAGAUUUUUUUCUUCUAACAUGAAAACCCAAUUUUGAUGGGGGAAAAAACCAAGCAAAAUAUGAAGCUAUUGUAAUGUCUAUUUGUAUAUGUGAACAUAUAUGUGUUUAUAAGUGCCUAUUGCCUCACUGUGGGCAGAGAAAAGAAUGAGCAGGCCAUAUGACCCCACUUUGUUUCUAGUCAGCCACACAAGACAGUAGCACCCCAGAGGCUUGUGAAUGUAUAUGUGAACUUAUGCACAGUCAGUGUUUGUGUACGUUUGGAUGAAAAAGGGCACUAUACGUUAGUGUGGAUUUGCAGUGAAGUAGCAGUGAAAAGUGUACGAUUGAUUGGUCUUUGUGAGAUUCACAUUUUUGGUGGGGGAUGUUUGGAAUCUCAAAAUGUUAUCCUCUCUGAGUGAUGCUCAAAUGUCCCAAAUUAAUAUUCAAACGAUUAAACUGUAAUGACAGCGGUUGAUAAGCAUUUUAUGAUCAUCAGCAACAAAGACACUCACGAUAUUUCUUGUAUAUUUUGUACAGCGGUGCUUCUCUUUUUCUCAUCCGAGAAAAAAAAAAAAAAGUCACAAUAAGUAGAUAAGAGACAGAGAGAGGAAAGACUGCAUUUCAAGAGAGGGCUCGGCAUGUGUGUUCCCCAAAGCUUCACCCUACAGUAGAAGGAUAUUUGCACAGACACCUCAGAUGAUGAGACACUGUUUGCUGUAGCACCCUGGCAGGGAAUUCCUCAGCUGCUGUUGAAGAGCUUGAACUUAGCUUGGGUUGGGUUUGCAGACGCUCUGUUUAGGGUUCAGAAAAAUGUAGUGCCAAACAUUGUGGUAGCUCCGCUUGCCAGCCAUAAAGUUUAAUGAGGUCAUUUGCUGAUGUAGAUGAUAUAGAAUACAGAGAGAGAGAGAGAAAGAGAGACCGAAGAGAAUACUUUAAAAAAGAAAAGUGAGAGAAAGGAAAAUGCGGCGGUUAAAAGCCAGAGGGGAGAGUGAGUCGGUCUGGAGAGAUGGGUGCAGCUGGUGAUGGGGUUUAUCUCUUUAGGGUUAUCAUGUUUUACUGUACAAACCGUCUGUGUUGAGGUCAGACUGAUGGACAGUGUAAGCAGCAUAUCCCUUUUUUUUAGGGAGACCAAGACAUUCUGUUAUCAGCAUUUGCUCUCUGUUUUAAUCAUCUGAUUGUUAAUUUAAAAAAAAAAAGGAAAAAAAAAAGUAGUGCUUGCAUUCACAUCAGCUUCAUAAGUUACUGAGCGGCAACAACCACAGCCUGAAAUUGAAGCUAACGUACCUUAAAGUGCAAUAACGCUGAGAGUUGCGAGUUGCUGGCUCUUACAAAAUGACUGACUCCACUAUACUCCCAUUCAUAAAGCACAUAGCUCUCCACUGAAAUACAAAAUAAAUUAACUCCAUAAUUAAGCAGAUCUUAAGCUUCAAAGAAAAGCAUGUUUGGAGGCACAACUGUCUUGACUGAAAUGAUCUGGAGUGGGUUUAGGUGUCUCUCUACUCUGUUGCUUCCCAUAUUUGAAAGGUCCCGGCUUUAAUAAUAAAAUGUCGACCAUAAAGACAGUCUUUAGGCUUCAAUUUGACCUCAUUGCAAACCAGCAGGUGACUUCAUUGCUUGCUACGUCCAUCUUCAUACCCAGUCUGUGGUUGCAGCUUAUGUUUCAUUUGUGAGGUUGCUUCAUCGAUACAUAUUCAUGUUUUUAUGCUUCAUUCCACCCCCGUUUUGAAGAACUGUACUGUACAUAAAUAUAUAUAUGAUUACAUGCUUCAGCUUCGUCAGCACACUUAUUUCUUGCAAACUAGACUGCAGCUUUUCCUGAUGGCAGGUAGAAAAUGAAAAUGGUGAUUUUAAGCGUAAACAUGCAGGUUUGGCCCAGAGUCAGCUCAAUACUGCAACAAAAAGAGAAAUUCUCUCGCUGAAAAAGCAUUUCUUUCUAAUCCUCUGUCUCACAUAAUUCUGAUAAUUCAAAACUGCUCUAUUCAAUAGUUUCUUCUUCUCAAUGACUGUCCACAUUGAUGGUAUCCUUUGGAUUGUGCAGGCAAGGUAUUGUCGUUUUAUACUCAGUGAAGUCCUAACAGCUGACUAGCUAGCUAGCUCCAGUCUGCCUGUCAGUUAGUGAUCGUGCCUAUCUGUUAGAGAUUGUGGGUUACAGCAUCGUCUUGUAUGCGUUGUCUUAACUAGCUGUUUCUGUUUAAGCAGUCUUUUACAAAUCAGAAUUUGAAAAAGAAAGAAAAAGAUCCUCGUCAUGUAUGUAUAUUUUUUAUGAUUGUUAUUUUUAUAAAUGUAUCUGACACUGCCGGUGUUGCAGUGCUUUUGAAUCUGUGAUCGGGCUUCAAAGGAUAUGUUCUCAAUAGCUUUUUUGCUAUAAUAUGUUAUGUGUCCAAUGGAUCAAAAGGUUAAAGAUGUUUUCCUCAAUAAAAUAUCUGAAAACCAGA